Messenger RNA from Topomyia yanbarensis, 2270 nucleotides. RefSeq lists its product as uncharacterized. Bases 585 to 2153 code for a protein of 522 amino acids. The record is from RefSeq and is a predicted model, not a curated record. NCBI's taxonomy places the organism in Eukaryota, Metazoa, Arthropoda, Insecta, Diptera, Culicidae. The transcript is spliced from 5 exons.
ACCGGUGCGGAUCAGUUUAUUUCCGACCCUCGACGCGAAUCAACGUUUAAAUUAAGGCGCGCGCCUAGUAAGUGCCUACCAGUUAGUGAGUGUGAGCCAAUCAUUGCCCCGACCCGUAUAAAUUAUAAGAAGAUACACACGUAUAUAAUCAGCUGUCUCAACCACUGUACAAGUACUGCUUCCCGAUCCAGCGACGACUGAAAAGGCUCCAAAUUGGAUAAUCGACACUGAGUGCUCAGUUCAGUGGACUCGCCAUUUUCAGGCCGUAUGUACGCGCAUUAAAACCUGACCGGUUCAUGGAUAAACGAUAAUUCGGAACCUUUUCAUCCACGGAAAUCGGUGAAUUUUGCUGUUGCUAACAUACCCCGGAAAAGUGAUUCUUAACGACGACUGGCUACCCCAUAAAAGGAAAGGAAUUUAAAUAUCAUCUUACGGCAGUCUACCUUGUGAGUUGAACCCCACCACACCUGAGAGUCCCAUCACAAUAACAUGACUCACCUUCGAUCCCAAAUUGCGUGAGAUCAGCGAUCAUCGGUAAGCACCUGCCGGCACGUGACUUCCAGUGCAGCGAUUAACCGUUCUCGAUGAACAAGAUAAAAACUUUGCUCCACUCGACAUCAGUCGAUAGUGGCAUCACCUCAAAGCAGCGCAAAGCAAACCGGGCCAACAACAACGACCGGCUUGCCCCGGAGGUGGGCUUUAAGCUGAUACUCGAUCCAGGUCCAAGCGGUCGUCACAGCAGUAACGGUAACGAUAGAGUGGUUGAUUCAAACAACAGCAACAACAAUGAAUCAUCAACGGCUGCGGCGGUGGCGGCGGCGGCUAACGAUGAAAGCUCAUCAUCGCAUGUCACCGUUCCGGAACUGAAAGUACAACUAGUCGGCGCUCGCCAUCUACCGGGAAGCUUUGGACUGAAAAGUGUCGAGGGGUACAUGAUAAAGGUAAAGCUGUUUCCCGGCGCGAUGAAGUUCGAUUCGUCGAUCCAGACGACAUCGUGGCCGAUGUUCGAUGAAACAUUUCACUUUCCGUUGGCGGCUAGUCAUAAGUCUUCAUUUCGAGUAAAGAAGAACGAAUCCAAUCAAAAACCAGAACAGACUAUACCAGAGAAACUAUUCAACGGAAACUUUGUUGUUUUCACUGUUUUCGCUCUGCUGGAGUUACCGCCUGGCUACACCGCCACCUUCAAGCACAAAACGAUGACCUUCAUCCGCCAGGGUAGCCAGCGAUUGAAGGACAAACCGGUCAUCGGAAAACUAGUCAAGGAUGUGGAUCCACCGGAUGCAAAAAAUGUCGACUUCGACCAGAAGCGGAACCUUAAAAAGCUGACCACCAGCGAAAGUCAACGAAACAUCGGCUCGGUAACGUACUUCUUGGAGCCGAGAGAGUUCAAAGAGCAGUGCAAGGGUCGACUAUUUACGACCGAAGAAAUGUGGUUACCCAUAAAAGAUAACACGGUCACUCAACCGGCUGAAUCUAGAGUAGCGGUCUUCCAAAGCCCCAAAGGUCAGGUCGAGGUAACGUUACAACUUUGCGACUACACCGACGUCAACUUCGACCGAAAACCGUCCGACGAGGACCUCUCGUUCAACAUUGACGGUCCGUACUCACCUUCCCCUUCUACCAGUCCCAUACGACGGUUCAUGAAACAAUCGUCCUGUGGAUCUCCCAUUCCAAGCCCAAGCUCGCAAAAGAAUCGAUUCAGUUUCAAAAAGAUGGUGAAAAGUGUCAAAAACAAGGACAAAAAUCAAAAUGGACUUUGUUUGAAAAUUUCCACGUCAAAGAUUCGCUGCGGUAUCAAAGCGAAGGAGGAAUUCGAGGCAGUCAACGAGAAGAUCUACCUGAAGACGACGGUACUGGAGCAUGAGAUACUGUCUGCCACCUGGAAGUCGGAACCGUUCCGGCCGACACUAUCGACCCGUUGGAAUCAGGAGGACUGUACUAUAGUGAUUCCGUUAAGCAGCGAGAGCAGUUUAAACCACAUCUCCAUUCGGGUGGUGUUGGCUGCGAAAAAUCGAAUGGGUAAGAAGGUUUACCUAGGGCAAUUGUUUUUGGGUCCUAAUGCGGCCAGUACUAAUUCAGUGAAGCAGGAUCAAUGGCGGAAGAUGAUUGCCUAUAAGGGGUCGCCCAUUGAUGUGUGGCACAGUUUUGAGUAAUUGCGCCAAUGAUGUUCGAAACGCUUUAAACAGGUAAGGUUUGAAUGAAUGAUCAGUGUCAUAUAGUUUCUACUCUAAAAUUUAAAUUAAAUUUACUUAUAAAUACAUAUGCAUUUA